CUCCCGCCCCACGCCCCGGCGCCCGCCGGAUAUAUAGCGUCGCCGAGCCGAGCGGCAGCGUCGCGGGCUGAGCCCUCGUCGACCUGGAGCGGGAUCGAGAGCCGGCGCAGCGACACCGGCGCCGCAGGAGCAGGGAACAAGGGUUGAGUGGAGGAGAUAGUCCUUUCUAGUAGGAUCUGACAUUCACUUCUCCUGAGCCUCUUGCCAGAGCUGUGAAAGGGAAAAGGAGGAAUCAUGUCGAUGAUUGCAGCUUUUUAUAGCAGCAAGUCCAUUCUCAUCACUGGGGCCACCGGCUUCCUGGGCAAAGUGCUGAUGGAGAAGCUGUUUCGCACCAGCCCAGAUCUCAAAAUCAUUUACAUCCUUGUGCGGCCCAAGGCUGGCCAGACGCUCCAACAGAGAGUUUUCCAGAUCCUGAACAGUAAGCUGUUUGAGAAAGUCAAAGAAAUUUGCCCAGAUGUGCACGAGAAGAUCAGACCUAUUAGUGCAGAUCUCAAUCAGCAUGACUUUGGCAUCAGCAAGGAAGACAUGGAGGAGCUUCUGUCUUCCACCAACGUUAUCUUCCACUGUGCAGCCACCGUACGAUUUGAUGACCCUCUGAGACACGCCGUGCAGCUGAAUGUCACUGCUACUCAGCAGCUACUGUUUAUGGCCAGCCAGAUGCCCAAGCUCGAAGCCUUCAUACACCUCUCCACGGCCUUUUCUAACUGCAACCUGCAGCACAUAGAUGAAGUGAUCUACCCGUGUUCUGUGGAGCCGAAGAAAAUCAUUGACUCCAUGGAGUGGUUGGAUGAUGCAAUCAUUGAUGAGAUCACUCCCAAGCUGAUUGGGGACCGGCCCAACACCUACACCUACACCAAGGCCCUGGGAGAGAUCGUGGUGCAGCAGGAAGGCGCGAACAUGAAUGUUGCCAUCAUCAGGCCCUCCAUCGUGGGGGCCACCUGGCAGGAACCCUUCCCAGGUUGGGUUGAUAACCUUAAUGGGCCCAGUGGGAUGAUUAUUGCGGCUGGGAAAGGGUUUCUUCGGUCCAUCAAAGCUACUCCACUGGCCAUUGCGGAUUUAAUCCCAGCAGAUACAGUUAUCAAUCUCACCUUAGCAGCAGGCUGGUAUACUGCAGUACACAGACCUAAAUCAACGUUAAUCUACCACUGUACAUCUGGUAAUCUCAAUCCCUGUAACUGGCUCAAGAUGGGAUUACACGUUUUGGAAACCUUUGAAAAGGUCCCAUUUGAGAAAGCUUUCAGGAGACCAAAGGCUAACUUCACAACCACCAGCUUCACAAACCACUACUGGAACGCAGUCAGCCACCGGGCCCCUGCCGUCAUCUACGACAUCUACCUGCGGCUUACUGGGAGAAAGCCCAGGGUGACAAAGCUCAUGAACCGAAUGCUCAGAAUGCUCUCCAUGCUGGAGUACUUCGUCAACCACAGCUGGGAGUGGAGCACACACAACACAGAGAUGCUGAUGUCGAUGCUGAGUCCUGAGGACCAGAGGAUGUUCAACUUCGACGUGCGCCAGCUCAACUGGCUGGAGUACAUCGAGAACUACGUGCUGGGAGUGAAGAAGUACUUGCUGAAAGAGGACAUGGCAGGGAUCCCGGAAGCCAGGCAACACUUGAAAAGGCUCCGAAACAUUCACUACCUCUUUAAUGUCGCCCUCUUUCUCAUCAUCUGGCGCCUGCUCAUUGCACGAUGGCAGAUGGCACGGAACAUCUGGUUCUUCAUUGUUACCUACUGCUUCAAGUUCCUGUCCUACUUCCGGGCAUCCAGCACACUUAAGUUCUAAGAACGUGCAGCAGUCAGCUUCACUGGCACCCUUCCAUACCUCUAGAACAGUAAGCUGUGGUUCUCACGACUGGGAAGUAAUGAGUGUGCCCAUGCUCUCCAGUGGCAAACAUGACUGUGUAUUCAGCCCUGUUUCCUAACGGUACAUUCUUUUUAUUUCAGCAAGAGAACGUACGUCAUAAGCCCACCUAUAGCUGUAUGUAUUUUAUGAAAAAGUCACUUCCAGAUGGUUUUCUGAUACUCUAUGCUCCUGCACAUUAAACAUCAAAGUGCUACCGUUGUUCUACAUUUAGCUUUUAAGACAGUUAAUUCAACACAAUAAAUAUGGAGAAACACAGGGUAAAAGCCAAAAGCUUUAAGACAAAAGGCAGAACGUUUGAGCCCUAGAAAUCAAGGUAAGAAUAGGGCUCUAAACAUCCUCAUAGAAGCUGUGAAACACCACUGCCAUGGGAAAUGUCUAAAUCUUGGCGGGGAGGGGGCGACACUAGAAACAUUAAUUACGGUUUUACCAUUUUUAUAUAUGCUUCAGUCUAGAAAUUAGUAUAAAUAAUACACAUAGUAUGAGAACUUAAACAUUUAUAUUAGGGACUCUAGUCUUCUCACAGUGGAAGUUUUAUUCUACAUCUUUUUAAUCAGUAGUUUUCCUGAUCUUUAUUUCUUGGAGACAGGGUCUUGCAAGAUCUCAGGUUGGUCUUGAACUCAAGAAUUCUCCUGUCUCAGCUUCCCAAGUUUUGGGAUUACAGCCAUGUAUCAUCAUACCUGGCUUUCCUGAUAAUCUUGAGUUAUCUUCUUACUCACUGAAGUUUUUCGAAGCCUUUAUAUUUAAGGUUAUUUUACUGGGGCCUCAGCUGGUGUGGCUAACUGGAGAGGGAAAAGCUCUCAUAGAUCAGAAUUAUAAAAAUCUAGGCACCUAAUCUUUCUCAUUAAAGAAAGCAAAAUUUGAGAUAAAAACUUAAAAUUCUAAUUUUAGUGUUUCAUAAAGUGGACAAGAUCACAGGAGGUAAGAGUUCUGACCAUUCUAACUCUAUGUUAACCGUACAAUACAGUGUACCAUAGAGAAGCAGAGGCUUAUUUUGCUUAAAAUGUUUUCCAUAUAUUACAUAGUAAAAACGUUAUAUUUUCAGAUUUCUGUACUAAUAAUUGUUAUUCCCACUUUCCUCAUCUUUUGAGAUCAGUGCAUGUUAGGUUUUUUUGGUUUUUUUUUUUGCUAACAUGUACUAUUACUCAAAUAUAGCAUCUGGGACCCAACUAACUAAAAAGUAAUCAUUAUAUAACCAGUUGAAAACUACACAGGUUUAAAAUGUUAACACAGAAUAAAAUGUUUCUGCUCACUUUUUAGAAUAACUGAUAUUCAAGAAGUGCACAAAUUCCUACAGGCAGUAGAGUAUUUGAGACCUUCCUGGGUUACAUGGAGGCAUUUUGGGGAAACCCUUCUGCAGUGACUUUUCCACAUAAUCUAAGAUCUGGGGACCACUGUCCAUGGCAGAAAACUCCGCUCUGAGCAAGCACUGCUGUUGUGUACUUUGAGAUGCCUGCAUAAUACUUCUGAGACACAGCAGUUAAAAUAAAAAUUAUGGGGAUAAAAUUAUGAAAUCAGUAUUCAAUGGAAUUGGAUAAAAAUGGUUCUAAGAAUUGACUAUCUUUUAAUUACUGUAAGUUUGAUCACUUCAUUAACUCCACUGAUCACAUUUUGACUCUGGACUAAAUAAACUUUGAAUCAGAAAACA
Molecule: messenger RNA, 3508 nt
Organism: Cavia porcellus (domestic guinea pig)
Lineage: Eukaryota; Metazoa; Chordata; Mammalia; Rodentia; Caviidae
Gene: Far2
Product: fatty acyl-CoA reductase 2
Exons: 13
Coding region: 235-1782 (515 amino acids)
Biological process (GO): long-chain fatty-acyl-CoA metabolic process
Cellular component (GO): peroxisome
Molecular function (GO): alcohol-forming very long-chain fatty acyl-CoA reductase (NADP+) activity
Source: RefSeq, a predicted model, not a curated record